GGCGGCCCGGGUCAGAUCGAUUUUUAACUGUUUCAUCGCCGCUCCUGCCUCUCCGCCUGGCCGCCUCUCCGCCUGUCUCGCCCCUCCUCCGCCCCCUCAUCCCUGCCUUCCCCUCCCCCUCUUCCUCUCCCCUCCCCCGGCACUGGCAAAUGACCUCCAGCACCAGCAGCUCCGAGGACCCCCUGCGCCCGGGCUCGCUGGCCUUCCGCCAGCGCGAGAGCCAGCUCCACCGCGAGAGGAUGCGCCGCAUGCGGCAGUCUCUCGCGCGCGGCGGAGGCAACUCGGCCCCUCCGACACCGGCUUCCUCAACCCCCGGGCCGGCCGACCGCCGGGCCUCGCAGCAAGUGCCCCCCCCGGAUCGCGGCCCGCUGAUGCUGGCGUCGUCUCCCGUCCCCCGGGCCCGCGGUGCUGUGGGGCUGUCCCUCUCGCCGGCCGCACAGCCGGACGCCAGGCCCUCGCCGAGGCCGGAAUCCCGGCGAUCUGUCACCCCAGCGGCCAAGGCCCGCGUGCGAGAGUCCUUCGGCAUGCACGCCCGUCCCCCUCGGAGAUCCGACAUCCGGGCACCGGGGCUUGGGCCAUCAGCCAAGCAUCCCCCGCUGGCGGAGUCCUCCUCGCUGUCGGUCGCCGCAGCCGGCCCGGGGUCCCCCCCUGCGGCAGUGAAGGCCCCCGCAUCCGUGGCCCGGUCCCCGCCACCGGGGGCUCCUUCGCCUGUGCAACCCCCUGUCGGGACCGGCGCCGGCCCGGGGAGUGUGCCUUUUCGGCCGAUGUUCCCGCCGCUGUCGCCUUCGCGAGAGCCGGACGCCAGCCGGCCAGAUCGCCGGUCCAGCGCCGGCCCCCUGCGGCUGUCGACGGCCAUGCUCCACGACCCGCCGGAUGUCUUUGCCGCGCAGCCCCUCCCUCGGUUGUCGCUUUCGGACCUGGAGCAGCUCCUGGCCACGGGGCCCGCCGGCACCGAUGGGGAGGAUGGUGGUGGCGGUGGUGGUGGUGGUGGUGAUGGCAGCGGCCCUGGCAGCAUCCACGGGCCCCACCAUUCUCACAUGCUGCAUCCGGAUGAUGGGCGUCACGAUGAUCUCCUCGACACCGGGCCCCUGUCGGCCGACUUGCUUGCGGCCCGAUCCACUUGCGAUGGCGCUUCCCCCCUCGCGAGCGGCCCCUUUUUCCCUCCUCAGUCCGCGGCCAGCCCGGAGCUGCGCAUUUCGAUUUCCCGGCUCCUGUCGCACGCUGGCCCGGUGGUGUUGUCUGACCUGCAGGCCGUGAUGCAGACAUCAUCUCCGGACGGGCAGGGCACCUGGUGCUCGAACAUGGCCCUGCUACUUGACUGGUGCGCCGGGGAGAUCGGCCACCUCCGGGAGCAGGUCCUCGCCGCGGCGGCCUGUUCGCUUGGACGCCCGCCGGUCCCGGCCCCGGUGGAUGUCUCCCCGUCGCCGGCCGGGCUCGGGAUUGCCUGCAACACGGCCGCCCCCGAGGCCGAUGUGCACCACACUUGCCAGCAGGAGUCCGGCGGUCUGCGCACCGAGUUACUGGAGACACGCCGUGCGCUGCAGAUGGCCACCCAGCGCAUCAGCCAGCUGGAGCGCCUGCGACAGACGAAUUACGUCAGCCAGUCCGCCUGGGCGGAGCACUGCUCCCAACUUUCGGAGCUGCUCGGUUCGCUCAAAUCCAUCAGCGGCACAUUGGACCUGGGGGAACUCUACGACAAGGCCAGCGACUAUCUUCGGACACCCGACGCCAAAAAGCCCGAUCAAUGAACACCCCCUCUUCUCUCGAA
Fonticula alba is the source of this 1768-nucleotide messenger RNA. RefSeq lists its product as hypothetical. The coding region runs from base 150 to 1748 and encodes 532 amino acids. The record is from RefSeq and is a predicted model, not a curated record. Lineage: Eukaryota; Rotosphaerida; Fonticulaceae. The transcript is spliced from 3 exons.